Marmota monax (woodchuck) is the source of this 1424-nucleotide messenger RNA. RefSeq names its product apolipoprotein A4 (gene Apoa4). Gene Ontology annotation, biological process: cholesterol homeostasis; very-low-density lipoprotein particle remodeling; high-density lipoprotein particle assembly. Gene Ontology annotation, molecular function: phosphatidylcholine-sterol O-acyltransferase activator activity; phospholipid binding; cholesterol binding. The coding region runs from base 98 to 1264 and encodes 388 amino acids. The record is from RefSeq and is a predicted model, not a curated record. NCBI's taxonomy places the organism in Eukaryota, Metazoa, Chordata, Mammalia, Rodentia, Sciuridae. Gene Ontology annotation, cellular component: high-density lipoprotein particle; chylomicron; extracellular region. The transcript is spliced from 3 exons.
ACAGGUGAGCUGUCUGAGGACCUUUCCUGCACUUCCCUCUGAUUCCAGGAAGGAUCUACUGCGACCGAGACUUCUCCAGCCCAGCAAGGAGCCCAGGAUGUUCCUGAAGGCUGUGGUGCUGAGCCUGGCCCUGGUGGCCAUCACCAGUGCCCAGGCUGAAGUCAGUGCUGACCAGGUGGCCACUGUGAUGUGGGACUACUUCAGUCAGCUGAGCAAUAAUGCCAAGGAGGCCGUGGAACAGCUCCAAAAGUCAGAAGUCACCCAGCAGCUCAACACCCUCUUCCAGGACAAACUUGGGGACAUGAACACAUACGCAAGUGACCUGCAGAAGAAGCUGGUGCCCUUUGCCACGGAGCUUCAUGAACGCCUGACCAAGGACUCAGAGAAGCUGAAGGAGGAGAUUCGAAAGGAGUUGGAGGAUCUGCGUGCCCGCCUGCUGCCCCAUGCCAAUGAGGUGAGCCAGAAGAUCGGAGACCACGUGCGUGAGCUGCAGCAGCGCCUGGGGCCCUUCGCGCAGGAGCUGCACACCCAAGUCAACGCCCAGACCCAGCAGCUGCGCCAACAGCUGACUCCCUAUGCGCAGCGCAUGGAGACCGUGCUGCGCGAGAAUGUGGGCAACCUGCAGGCUUCCCUGACGCCCUAUGCCGAUGAGCUGAAGACCAAGAUCAACAGCAAUGUGGAGGAGCUCAAGGGGCGCCUCACACCCUACGCGGAUGAGCUCAAGGUCAAGAUCGACCAGAAUGUGGAGGAGCUGCGCCGCAGCCUGGCCCCCUAUGCACAGGAUGUCCAGGAGAAGCUCAACCACCAGCUAGAGGGCCUGGCCUUUCAGAUGAAGAAGAAUGCCGAGGAGCUCAAGGCCAAGAUUGCUGCCAAUGCUGAAGACCUGCGGCAGAAGUUGACGCCUGUGGCGGAGGACGUGCAAAGCAAGCUGAAGGGCAACACUGAGGGCCUGCAGAAGUCCCUGGCCGAGCUGAGCGCCCGCCUGGACCGACAGGUGGAGGAGUUCCGGCGCAGCAUGGAACCCUACGGAGAGGACUUCAACCGAGCUUUGGUGCAGCAGAUGGAGCAGCUCAGGCAGAAGCUGGGUCCCUAUGCGGGGGACGUGGAAGGCCACUUGAGCUUCUUGGAGAAGGACUUGAGGGACAAGGUCAAUUCCUUCUUCAGCACCUUCAAGAAGGAGAGCCAGGACAAGCCCCUGGCCCUCCCCGUCCCGGAGCAGCAGCCAGAGCAGGAGCAGAAUCAGCCCACCCCGGUGGAGGGCUGAGCUGCCUCUGGUGCCCCCGACCCACCUCCACAGACACCUGCCCUGCCCUACAACCCGUCUGUCAUUCUGUCCCUAAGCAUUUCUUGUAUGAGCUUGAGGACACAUGUCCUGUAGAAAGUGAUGCCCCCUCUCACUAUUCAAUAAAAUUGCUGAGAAACUA